Sorex araneus (European shrew) is the source of this 1005-nucleotide messenger RNA. RefSeq lists its product as uncharacterized. NCBI's taxonomy places the organism in Eukaryota, Metazoa, Chordata, Mammalia, Eulipotyphla, Soricidae. The transcript has 3 exons. Bases 1 to 945 code for a protein of 314 amino acids. The record is from RefSeq and is a predicted model, not a curated record.
AUGACGGGGGACCCAGGAAGGGUCCGAUCAGGCGUGGACGCGCACGGCGGACCCCUCCGGUCUCGCCCCUGCGCACCCCGCGCGGCUCGGGAGCACUUUGCAGCUAGGAAGGUGCAUCUGGCCCGCCUCUGGCUAGAGGGUGGCGAGAAGCAGGGAAACGUCCCCUUUCUAAACGAGACGGCAGAGCUGGAGGCGCGUUGGUCCAGCUUUCAUUUUACCGUUAGAAAGGGGGAAACUGAGGCCCAGGGAGAGGCGGGACUUGCCCGAGAUCCCGCCGUGAAUGUCCGUUUUGCCCCGGGUGACACAUGGGGGGUGACGAAGGCCAGAAAGGGUGUAAACGCCGCCCCGCCCGCCGGCCCCUGCGCGGGCAACCCCCAACUGGCAAGGUCGACGGGACCCUGCACACCGCAGGGAGGAUGGAAAGGGGCCGCUCUGCGCCCCUGCCUGCCCCAGCCCUCCUUUCACCAGCUCCCCCCGGGGCUGUGGGGGCUCCGUCCCUGGAUCAGCCGGGGGACACCCCCCUUCCCAAGAGCCGGGGAAGGGAGUGGUUCCUCUGAGACCUGGGGCAAAGAGCGUCUGCCCGGAAGAGCGGGUCACUCCGAGGUGCGGGUCACUCCGAGGUGCGGGUCCCCCGAAGCCACGAGGGGGCCAAAGGACCGGGCAGAAGAGCAAAAACAGCGGAGCGGUGGGGGGCGCGCUCCCGCCUCCGUGGCCGCUGGUGGUGCGCGAAGCGGGUGCGCCCGAGAGGGGAGCGCGCGGGGCGGGGGCGCGUGGAAAGUGCGCGCGAGGUGGUACGAGCGGGGCAGGUGCGCCCUCGAGGGGUGCUCGCGGGCCGGGGGCGCGCGAGGCAGAGCGCGCAGGGGAUGCGCGGGGCGGUGGGUGUGCCCGAGGUGCGGGUACGCGCGAGAUGGGCGCGCGCCGGGCAGGUGUACCCGCGAGGUGUGAGAUGGGCGCGCGCGGGGCGGGAGCGCGCGAGAUGGGUGCGCAGGGGGCGGGGGCUCGCGG